This is a messenger RNA of Mercenaria mercenaria, 3848 nucleotides long. RefSeq lists its product as uncharacterized. Lineage: Eukaryota; Metazoa; Mollusca; Bivalvia; Venerida; Veneridae. Gene Ontology annotation, cellular component: membrane. The transcript has a single exon. Gene Ontology annotation, biological process: G protein-coupled receptor signaling pathway. The coding region runs from base 901 to 3063 and encodes 720 amino acids. The record is from RefSeq and is a predicted model, not a curated record. Gene Ontology annotation, molecular function: G protein-coupled receptor activity.
AUUGAAAGUAUGUGUGACUAUUAUUAAAAGGUAUGUCACUGGAAAAUGAUUCAUUCAAAUGUUUCUGUUAAAUAUAAGCUACAAUUAAAAUCGUAAACGCUUAUAGACAUCACUGAAAUUACACUUAGCGUUGACAAACUCCCCUGAUGACGUCUGUUGAGAUGACAUACAACAAAGUGAUCGGAAAUUGCUUCUCAGUUGUGUGACCGAUAGAACCGCCGAUAUUUCAGGUAGACAACUACUUGCUGUCUUGAACGAUAUAUCAAAGGUGUAACGAGAACAAUGAACUGGCGGAACAGUAAAUAGUUAACUGGAUUGAACGAAAGAUCUUACAAAUAUGGACAUGUUUGAGAAAAUGGAUUUUUAAAGAAAAAAGUAUAUACGUUAUAUUUUCUACGAAGCAUUAAAGAACAAACUUUUGACUGUUUUUAAAUGUUGUUAAGGAAAUUCCGAGUGCAUAUACAGUGGUUAAUACAGGAGUGUUUUUCACAUUGAACUUGAUGAAUGAGUAGAAUAAAUGCAAGGGCUCUGCAUAGAUAUCGAAAUUUAGUUUUUGUUUACCUAUUAUAUAUAAAAGUCAAUUCAGCCAACAUGUUCUACACUUAACCCGACGCCGAUGUCAACAUGGUAUCACACUACACUAGUGAAUGGCUUUAUUUCACUCCUAUGACGCCAAAUAGACGCAAAAUAAUAACAAUGAAAACAUGCUAUACAUUUUAGUGUUACAAGUGUGAUGUAUGAAAUCGUGACUCAGUCAACAACUUCCUAACCGACUACGUAUAUAUAAGGGUAUGGAAUAAUUAAUGACAAGUAAGUGAUGUAAAAGAAGGCCGGAGCAGUUCAGAACUGACGUUGUUUAUACUUUUGAGUGAUGAGUAUUGUUUCUGUGUUGUUUUAUAGAUGAUAAUGGACAAUACCGCUAAUUUAAACAAUAGCGAUAAUCUAGUGAAUAUUUAUUUCGUGAUAAAUAGUAUUUAUGCAGUUACAAUGGCGCUUGGAAUUUUCGGAAACAUUUUAAUCGUUUCGACAAUUUUGAAAAAUAAAUAUUUGCGAACACCCAUGAAUUUAAGUCUUGUAAGUCUGGCACUGUGUGAUCUUAUAGUUUGUGCGUGUGUGUUACCAGUAAGACUUUAUUUGUACAAUGGCACCUGGGACGAGCCCUACUCGCAGGUUCUCUGUCGAGUUGACGUCUUCAUGAAAUCUGUUUGUGAUUACGUGCAACCAUCAAUGUUGGUGGCAACAAGUUAUGAGCGGUACAAAUCUAUUGCUAAACCGUUUCAAAGUAAGUCAAAAAUGAAACGAAUUGUUAUCGUAAUAACUGCCACUUGGAGUACGUGUUUAUGCUGUGGCGUAGCGAGUGCUUUUUUGUUCAAAGAUGGUGCCACCAUUUACCCGUGCAAUAAGAACAUCACAAGUGUUGAAAUGAGUACACGUGUACAAAAUUACAGAGAAGCCUAUGUUACAUUUCCGCUUGGAUUUUCUUGUAUAGUUCUUGUUAUUAUAUUUUAUUUCCUUAUGAUGAGGACCUUGCACGAGCACACAAAUAAAAUGAAGAAACAAUUCAAAGCAAAACCAUUUAAAAACAAAGUUCAUCCGGAGUCUAAAACAGAGCAGAGCGUCAAAAAAGUAACAAACUUAGAUACAUUGACAAUUGAGCCCUUGGUUAUUGAAAACAAUGACGCUAACUUAUCCGAUAAUUCUAGACAAACAUCUGGAACUAGCGUUAACACCCAGGACAGCAUUCAAAAUAGCAAUGAAGCUGUUAAUACGACUGCAAAUCAAAACGGUCAAUUAUUGCAAGAAGGCGAUGCAGUUCGAGAAGAUGUGCACGCAGAUACCACGGAGAGUAAUUCUGAAUGUCAAAAAGUUGAACAUAUUUCUCCAGGGGUUACACUAAGGUGUAUAUCGAUUAGAAAGACAAGAGAUAAUAUUCUGUUAUCUUCCAACGAAAGUAGACACAUGCGGAGAUUUUCUACUAUAGCCAAACACGUUGUGCUCAUUAAGUCACAUAAAAAGAGGUCACUUAACAAUAUGCAAGUUAGGUUAUCUAAAAAUAUCUCAGUGGACAAACUUAAUAAGACCUCUUCAGCUGGUCAGGAAAGUAAAUCUAAACAAGAGUUUGUAGACUAUUACCUAGAAAAUGAAACAGGUAUUGAAAACAGUGUAAAUAAAGAGGUGAAAAUAAUCGGUUCUGAAACUGUCAGGAUAUCUCAACCUAAUACGAAGAAAGAUAAUAUAAAACCCGAACCAUUAAAUAGUACAUCUGUUGCAUGUGCAAAUUACCAAGCUGAGGAGCAAAUGAUAGCAAAUAAUCUCGCUGGACAGACAGAAUGCUCAGAAUUAAAUGAAUCGAAAACAUUAAUUCAUAAUAAAAGUAUAUCAUACAAACCAGCUAACGUACAUGUUGAACCUUGUAACGAGAAUUCAAACAUAGAUAAAAGCAGCGAAAAAACUUCGGAAAAGCUUAAUUAUGCAUCAGACAGUAAGGAUGAAAAUUCUUCAGCAGGAAAUUCAAAAAUAUGUAUCACAAGAAAACCUGAUGACGACAACAACGAUAUAAAGCUUGGAAAUAUAAAUACACUUCCAGGGAAAUCAGAACGUGCACCUGAAGCCAGUGAAAAACAGAACAGUAAGAAUAAUUUGUUAGGGGAAAAGAAUAAAAUAAGUAGCAUAGAUGUCGUAGAUUUUUAUGGGACUGUACACAAAGACGUGGAAGUGGAAGGAGCAGUAGUAGGGGCCGUCUGUGUUAUGAACACUACCAAUAGACUAGAGGGUAGACGAAAAGUAGAAAUGAGGGCAGCGAAAAGAAUUGCGGUCAUGAUUGGAUCGUUUGUGUUACUUUGGUUACCACUCCCUCUAAUUGCUUUAUUUGUUUCAAGUAGAAGACAAAUAUCAAGAAGUGAUAUAGAAGCCAUAUUAACCUCAGCAUCAAUCAGCGCAACUACGAUUGCGUUCAAUCCGAUACUCAAUUUAUUGCUAAAUAAACAAUUAAGGUCGGCAGCCCUUGCGAUACUUCGAAGAUCUGUCAAUGCUUUAAAGAGAAUUAGGUUAUAUAGACGGUAAUAAACGUUUCUUUUGAAGAGAAUUAUAAAACAAUAAAUCAUAGUUUUUACAUGUAUUCAGUGGACAAGUAAUGAAAUACAGUGUGUAGCUCUCUUAGAUAAUUAAGAUCUUUUAUUCUAUUUUGUAUACGACAUAACAAUUUUAAGGAGUGACGUAGCUAAUUUAUGCAUUUUGUAGAAUCUUAGUAUAUAUAGUCAAGACAAUACACCGUAUGUAUACAAAAGAAAUGCAUUGUCUUAAAAAUGAUGUUAAAAUUCUUUUGCUCGUGCAUGUUUUAAUGUGGUAGUUGGCGCUUUCCGCUUUAAUCCAUCUUCUAAGGGGCGUGUUAGUAAAAAUGUGAUUUUUUAAAGUAAAAUAUUUUACUAAACAUUCUUACAACAUUUUAACACUUAAUAUGCAAAUAAAGUAAAAUGUUUUCAGGUUAUAUUUCUUAAUUGUAAUCAUUGUUUGAAAGAAUUACAUCACGAGUGCGCAAUAUUGAAUUAUAUCUGAACGAUAAACAAUGCUUUUAUUCAUGAAUAAUUCACUGUUUAUGAUAUAUUAUCUCUAUUUUAACAUGAUAGAAUUUUAUAUGCAGAUUAUACAGUUUGUCUGUAAAAUUAACACGAUUGAAGAUUCUUCAAAGUUCAAAAUGUUGUAACUACUUUAGAAAAGAUAAACAUUUCAAAUGUGUUUGAUCCUUUAAAAUCAAAGGGGAAAAAUGUUUCGGAAUUCCCAAAUUGCAGAAUUUAUAAAUGUAACAUUAAAUAAUAUUUCUAACAGAGAUUAAUGGUAAAUUAUUUUUG